AUGGGUCUGUUCACCGGUCGCGAGGUGCCCAACCCGCGUCCCCCGUCGCGCACGCUCAUGGACGCGGUGCGGGACAACGACCUGGAUCUGAUCGACAAGACCCUCGCGUCGGGGGAGAGCGUGACGCAGACGAACGCGUACGGGCGGACGCCGCUGCACAAGGCGGCGUACUACAGCGGCGAACCAAACGUGAUCAAGUCGCUCAUCGAGAGGGGCGCGGACGUCAACGCGCGGGAUAAAGGGAGCUGGACCGCGUUGCACCUCGCGGCGCGGAACCAUCACAACGACGCGCUGGCGCUCCUCCUGGACGCGGGCGCGGAGACGCACUGGAGGGACGUGAAGCACGGGUGGACGCCGCUGCACCUCGCGGUGAUCGCGGGGAACGUGCGGGGCGCGAGGAUGCUGGUGGAGAGGGGCGCGGACCCGGGCGCGCUGGACCGGAGCGGCGCGAACGUUCGAACCCUCCUCGAGGAGAACGACGUCGAUCCAGCCUCGGUGCUCGGGGACCCGUAG
Micromonas commoda is the source of this 513-nucleotide messenger RNA. RefSeq lists its product with no specific name. NCBI's taxonomy places the organism in Eukaryota, Viridiplantae, Chlorophyta, Mamiellophyceae, Mamiellales, Mamiellaceae. The coding region runs from base 1 to 513 and encodes 170 amino acids. Gene Ontology annotation, molecular function: protein binding. The record is from RefSeq and is a predicted model, not a curated record. The transcript has a single exon. Gene Ontology annotation, cellular component: nucleus; cytoplasm.